AUGGAAAAACUUACAAAAAUGGAAAAAGUUUUAAAGAAGGCGGCAAUUGUAGAAAAUGUAAGUGUAAGGAUGGAGAUAUCAAAUGCAAAACCAACAAGAAAUUCCAUAAAGUUAAAACAGAACCAGAAAUCGGAAUCUAGCGGGGAUUCCUGUGAUUACAAUGGACUGACUUACACUGAUGGAGAAACGUUUAACAGUGACGACGGAUGUAACACGUGUCGGUGCACAGACGGAAGCGUUGACUGUACCAGGGACGUAUGUAAAGAUUGCGUAAACAAUGGAAUUACGUAUGAAAGCGAAGAGUCCUACGCUUCGCCGGAUGGAUGUAACAGAUGUACAUGCAUAAACGGUCAAAUCAAGUGUUCAUCUAAAAAGUGCAAAUCAUGCAAAGUAAAAGGGGUAGGAUCGUUCCCGUCUGGAUCUAUUUUUCCUGGUGAAGAAAAAUGCGAUACAUGUACUUGUGAGAACGGGAAGGUCGAAUGCAAAAGAAGAAAAUGUUCGAACUGUUACUACAAUGGUAAGAAGUACAAACAUCAGGAAACGUUCAGAUACAGAGACGACUGUAACAGGUGCGAGUGCUUGUAUGGAUAUGUGGAGUGUACCCGAUACAACUGUCCUGAUAACUGUAACGUCAACGGUCCUUUGAUUAAGCAUGGAGAAAUGUUUCCCAGUACUGAUGGCAUCAAGGAAUGCUGGUGUAAGGAUGGAGUCGUCGAGUGCGUGGAGUUUAAAUGUCCGGGAAUGAGUUCUUGUGUUGUCAAUGGCACGGUGUUUCAGUCUGAAGAAGCUUUCCUUAGUGAAAACAAUGACAAGUGUAUGUGCAAGUAUGGCGAGGUCAGGUGUAUGGGCCUAAGAUGUGAUGGUAAAGAUGGUGGACUAGACGGAAAAGGAUAA
Messenger RNA from Mercenaria mercenaria, 894 nucleotides. Its product is annotated as kielin/chordin-like protein. Lineage: Eukaryota; Metazoa; Mollusca; Bivalvia; Venerida; Veneridae. Bases 1 to 894 code for a protein of 297 amino acids. The transcript is spliced from 9 exons. Gene Ontology annotation, molecular function: protein binding. The record is from RefSeq and is a predicted model, not a curated record.